AUGUCCCCGUCAUCCCUUUUGCGUAGGGAAACAUCCUGCUCGACGACACAAACCCCCCCUUUUUCCUUGGCACCCAGCAGCGCUGCGUGCACGACUCGGAUCUCCGCCAUGAAGCCUGCCGCCGCCGCCACCGUGGCCUUGUUCUCGGCCGUCGUUUCUGCGACUCCUGGCGGCCUCCCCGCCGGGGCCCUCGUCAACUGUGCCAGGGCCCACGCAAACUAUUGCUGGGCGCCCGACGUCAUCCUGCGAUGCGACGGCAAUGCCGUAGGCACCCGAUUCAUGUGCGAGAGCGGCUCCGGCUCCGGCUCCGGCUCCGCGUGUCGAGAGUCUUCGAAGCUGGCUGGCGAUGCUGUUUGCUGCAACGAUGGUGGUCUCUCUACCACGGCCCAAAGCAUCGCGGCCCCGACUGGCAGCUCGAGCGGGCCCCGGGGAAGCAGCAGCACCGGCGGGGAGAGUACGUCGCCGUCCGGGUCGUCUCCCACGGAGACGGGUGUCAUGAGCAUUCCUGAAGGGAGCAUUCGCGGAACGGCCACUGGCACAGCUCCCGACGCUCCACGGGUCUCGAGCAUCCCCGACAGCGCCGGCCCGGGAACGGCGUCCGGGCCUGGUACGGUCGGCAGUGCCAGCAGACUGACCGACGCGAUCGGCAGCUCGGCCUGGCUGUCUGCCGCAUCUGACGGCUGCCCUGCACUUGUGGCUACCACGCCAACAGCGACUGGUGGUAGCACGCCCAGCACCGCCGCGGUGCAGACCACGCAUUUGCAAACCGCCGCUUUGCCCACCACCGCUUUGCCCACCACCGCUUUGCCCACCACCGGAGUAUCCCUGGCUCCCGCUGCCGCCGCCCAUGCAAACGCCGCCGCUGGCCUACUCGCCGCCGCCGGACUGCUUGCCGCCGCUCUCCUCUAA
Messenger RNA from Ustilaginoidea virens, 909 nucleotides. RefSeq lists its product as uncharacterized. NCBI's taxonomy places the organism in Eukaryota, Fungi, Ascomycota, Sordariomycetes, Hypocreales, Clavicipitaceae. The record is from RefSeq and is a predicted model, not a curated record. Bases 1 to 909 code for a protein of 302 amino acids. The transcript has 3 exons.